AUGCAAAAUCAUUCUAAGAUUCAUUAUAUUAUCAGCCUCCUUCUGAUAUAUUAUCUUGUGAAGAGUAUAUUAACUGCUACAAUUGAUAACGAAUUGAUAGGAACACCAAUGGUAGAUUGUGGAGAUACAGUAGUAUCGCUAACAUUCCGAACCAGAAAACCAUUUACUGGACGUGUGUAUGUCCGAGGAUUAGCUGAUGAUGACCGAUGCUCCAGGAAUUUCGCAUCAAAUGUCGAUCAGAAUAAAUUUUCAAUGUUGAUUAAGAAUGGUGAUUGUACCAUGCAACGACAGCGAGUUACCGGCUCUUUGGAGGGUAUUAUGUUUUCUCUUACAAUCGUCGUAUCAUUUCACGGGACAUUUGUAACACGAGCUGAUCGCGCAUAUCGUUGCAUGUGUUUUUUCCGAAAUAUUAAACGGCUAACAUCCGGUGUAGACAUGUCGUCAAUUGGUACUACCGAACUAAUGGAUACGGUACAAGUGCCUACUUGCACGUACAGUAUCCAUUCAGGAAGCGCAGAUGGACCACCAGCUGUUUACGGUCAAGUGGGUGAGAAAAUUUACCACGUUUGGGAAUGUGAUGAUGAUACACAAGGCUUUUUAGUACAUUCAUGCUUUGUUAAUGAUGGACGAGGAACACGUUUUGAUUUGCUUGAUUUGGAUGGAUGCACUAUUGAUCCGGUUAUUCAACCUGAUGUGCGGUACGAUGCAGACAUGAGAAGAGCAGUGGUUGAAACAUGGGGGUAUAAAUUCAGUGAUACUUCGAUCCUAAACUAUCAGUGUGUCGUUGAAUUAUGUAAGAAAAGUGCUGGUGAAUGUGAAGGUCUUACUCCACCAACAUGCAUUAAUAAUAACCGAUUUCGGCGCAGUAUAGCUGACAACAAUUCUAAUAUGGUACUGGAAGAGAAUACGCAUAUUACAUCACCCGAUUUACGUAGUAGCAGCCAUCAGAUGGAUGUAGUUGCUACAAUUAGCAUGUUUGACAACAUUGAUGAAAAUAAAGUAUCUGAUUCUCGAUCACAAUAUUUAGUUCAUGGAGUUAGUCAGUCUAAAUAUGGAUCAAAUAGUGGAAUGGCAAUAGCAUUGAUAGCAUCACAGAGAAUAUGCCUAACUUAUUCGGUUCUUGGUAUACUCCUUUUUGCCACUUCAUUUCUAUUUACCACUUUAUCAACCACUGUAUUUUUCUUGUGCAGGAUAAAGAGGUAA
Cercopithifilaria johnstoni is the source of this 1203-nucleotide messenger RNA. The record is from the annotation of a GenBank genome assembly. NCBI's taxonomy places the organism in Eukaryota, Metazoa, Nematoda, Chromadorea, Rhabditida, Onchocercidae.